Messenger RNA from Phragmites australis (common reed), 1850 nucleotides. RefSeq lists its product as uncharacterized. NCBI's taxonomy places the organism in Eukaryota, Viridiplantae, Streptophyta, Magnoliopsida, Poales, Poaceae. The coding region runs from base 168 to 1103 and encodes 311 amino acids. The transcript has a single exon. The record is from RefSeq and is a predicted model, not a curated record. Gene Ontology annotation, molecular function: phosphoprotein phosphatase activity.
ACGCUCUCCUCUCCCGACCGUUGCAAAAUCUCCCUCCACAAAAACCCAAACGCUUCCCACCCCUGUCCCUCCCCAGUCCCCCACCUCACGCCGCCGAUCUCCUCCUCUUCCAGCGCCCAGGAAACACACGAGCGAGCGGCGGGGAAGCAGCAGUAGCACGGCGCGCGAUGGUGUCGAGGACGCCCACGAAGCCGCCGCCGUCUCCCAGGCCCGGCGCCAGUGGCUGCGUCACCCCAUCGAAGCCGAAGCCGUCGCCAGUGGCGCGGCGCCGACAGGCCCUGCGCCGUUGGUCCGCCACGAAGCGGCGCGGGAGCCCGCUCAAGUCACUUGCCUCCGCGCCCGCCGCCGCCGCCGCCACCUUCAAUCGCUCCCUCCGCUCCUGCCGCCGCCGCCUCCUCAAGCUCUUCGCCCGCCUCGCCGUUCUCGGAUCCCCGCGCAAGCGCCGUGCCGCCGCCGCAGGGUUCCAGCGCCUCCGCUCAUCUUCUCCCCCACCUCCCCCGCCUCCGCCGCAGCAUCCUCCGGUCCGCGCUCAGUCUGCCGCGCUCCCGCUGCCGCCGUCACCGGGGAGGCGGACGCUGUUCCUGGACCUCGACGAGACGCUCAUCCACUCCCAAACCGACCCGCCCCCCGCGCGGUUCGACUUCACCGUGCGCCCUGUCAUCGGCGGGCAGGCUAUCACCUUCUACGUCUCAAAGCGCCCGGGGGUCGAGGCCUUCCUCCGCGCGGCGGCGGACAGUUUCGAGGUCGUCGUCUUCACCGCGGGGCUCCAGGAGUACGCCUCCCUCGUGCUUGACCGCCUCGAUCCCGACGGCACAGUGUUCGCGCACAGACUCUACCGCGGCGCGUGCCGCAACGCCGGGGACGGGAGGCUUGUCAAGGACCUCGCGGCCACCGGCAGGGCGCUGGACCUCGCCGUCAUCGUCGACGACAACCCCAAUGCUUACGCCCUGCAGCCGGAGAACGCCGUCCCGGUUGCACCGUUCGUCGACGAUGACAACGACCAGGAGCUGCAGAGGGUGUUGGCGUUCUUGGACGUCGCUGCGGGAUUUGACGACACCCGGGAGGCCAUUAGAUACUACAAGGAUCUCAUCACGGCGAGCUGAGCCGCCAGCCUGCCUCCGCGGAGAAGGUGCCCCCUGUGCCUAUCACUUCGUGAAGCAGUUUCAUGUUGAAAGUUUGCCCCUUUUUGUCAGACUGGUGUACUGGAUAGUGGGGAAAUGAGAUUGCAGGAGAAUAGAAGAUGUGGUAAGUAUCGAUCUUUCAGGAUCUUCCUGAAUUUAGAUGCGAAUACAUCUAUGUAGUUGAAACCAAAUUUUAAAUUGAUAUAGUAGAAUGUCGAGAAACUCUGAAAUUAUGGAAUUUAAAGUAUUAUUUUCAUUUGAGAUACAAGAUGAUGCACACUUCCUGAAGCAGUUUCAUGUUGGCUAGUUGCGGAGUCAGAUUUCAGUAGAAUAGGAUUUGGUGGUGUGCAUCUUUCAGGAUCUUCCUGAAUUCGGAUGGGAUUAUAUUUAUGUAGCUGAACUCAAAUUGAAGUUGAAAUUGUAGUAUGUGGAAAAUGUUCUGAAACUAUGGAAUUACAGGAACAGUUUUCAUUUGAUGUAUUUGAAUGUAACUUGGUUUUGAGUAAUUCCAAUGGGAAACGAGUUUUUGCAGUUUCUGUGUUAACAAAAUGGAUGAAGCUGAGUGUAGCAAGUUAUACAUGCGAAAACAAGCUUUUAUGGUAACCAGAUAAACAGAUGUGGGUUGCAAGUGUUUGAAAUUAUUCUGAAUCUCUGUGCAUUGUCUAGCCGCGCAGACUACGCAAACUUUGUAAAUCGUACAUCGCCAACGAGCUAAGCCGAUUUGUUUUA